This is a messenger RNA of Myotis brandtii (Brandt's bat), 3342 nucleotides long. It is a transcript of the gene DNM2, whose product is annotated as dynamin 2. Bases 16 to 2499 code for a protein of 827 amino acids. The record is from RefSeq and is a predicted model, not a curated record. Gene Ontology annotation, cellular component: membrane; microtubule; cytoplasm. Gene Ontology annotation, molecular function: microtubule binding; GTPase activity; GTP binding. The transcript has 21 exons. Lineage: Eukaryota; Metazoa; Chordata; Mammalia; Chiroptera; Vespertilionidae.
CACUCUACUGGGUGGAUGGCUGGGAAGGGGCAGAUCACAGCCUGGGACUUCCUUCCCCGAGGUUCGGGAAUUGUCACCCGGCGGCCUCUCAUUCUGCAGCUCAUCUUCUCAAAAACAGAAUAUGCUGAAUUUUUGCACUGCAAGUCCAAAAAGUUUACAGACUUUGAUGAAGUCCGACAGGAGAUUGAAGCGGAGACCGACAGGGUCACGGGGACCAACAAAGGCAUCUCCCCAGUGCCCAUCAACUUGCGGGUCUACUCACCGCACGUGUUGAACUUGACCCUCAUAGACCUCCCAGGCAUCACCAAGGUACCUGUGGGGGACCAACCCCCAGACAUCGAGUACCAAAUCAAGGACAUGAUCCUGCAGUUCAUCAGCCGGGAGAGCAGCCUCAUCCUAGCCGUGACCCCUGCCAACAUGGACCUGGCCAACUCAGAUGCCCUCAAGAUGGCCAAGGAGGUCGACCCACAAGGCCUGCGGACCAUUGGUGUCAUCACCAAGCUUGACCUGAUGGACGAGGGCACCGAUGCCAGGGAUGUCCUAGAGAACAAGCUGCUCCCGUUGAGAAGAGGCUACAUUGGUGUGGUGAACCGAAGCCAGAAGGACAUCGAGGGCAAGAAAGACAUUCGUGCGGCACUGGCGGCCGAGAGGAAGUUCUUUCUCUCUCACCCCGCCUACCGGCACAUGGCUGAUCGCAUGGGCACCCCACACCUGCAGAAGACUCUGAAUCAGCAACUGACCAACCACAUCCGGGAGUCACUGCCGACCUUGCGCAGCAAGCUGCAGAGCCAGUUGCUGUCCCUGGAGAAGGAGGUGGAGGAAUACAAGAACUUCCGGCCCGACGACCCCACACGUAAAACCAAAGCCCUGUUGCAGAUGGUCCAGCAAUUUGGGGUGGACUUUGAAAAGCGGAUAGAGGGCUCUGGAGACCAAGUGGACACGCUGGAGCUCUCUGGGGGCGCCCGAAUCAAUCGCAUCUUCCAUGAGCGGUUUCCCUUCGAGCUGGUGAAGAUGGAGUUUGAUGAGAAAGACUUAAGACGGGAGAUCAGCUACGCCAUUAAGAACAUCCAUGGUGUCAGGACGGGGCUCUUCACCCCUGAUAUGGCCUUUGAAGCCAUUGUGAAAAAGCAGAUUGUAAAACUCAAAGAGCCGAGUUUGAAGUGUGUUGAUCUCGUGGUCUCAGAACUGGCCACGGUCAUUAAAAAGUGUGCCGAGAAGCUCAGCUCCUACCCCCGGUUGAGAGAGGAAACAGAGCGAAUUGUCACCACUUACAUCCGAGAACGGGAGGGGAGAACCAAGGACCAGAUUCUUCUUCUCAUCGACAUUGAGCAAUCCUACAUCAACACAAACCACGAGGACUUCAUUGGAUUUGCCAACGCCCAGCAGAGGAGCACACAGCUGAACAAGAAGAGAGCCAUUCCCAACCAGGGGGAGAUCUUGGUGAUCCGCAAGGGCUGGCUGACCAUCAACAACAUCAGCCUCAUGAAGGGCGGCUCCAAGGAGUAUUGGUUUGUGCUGACGGCCGAAUCUCUGUCCUGGUACAAGGAUGAGGAGGAGAAAGAGAAGAAAUACAUGCUGCCUUUGGACAACCUCAAAAUCCGUGACGUAGAGAAGGGCUUCAUGUCCAACAAGCAUGUCUUUGCCAUCUUCAACACGGAGCAGAGGAAUGUCUAUAAGGACCUGCGGCAGAUCGAGCUGGCCUGCGAGUCCCAGGAGGAAGUGGACAGCUGGAAGGCCUCGUUCCUCCGAGCUGGUGUCUACCCUGAGAAGGACCAGGCAGAAAACGAGGAAGGUGGAGUACAGGAGAACACCUUCUCCAUGGACCCGCAGCUAGAGCGCCAGGUGGAGACCAUUCGCAACCUGGUAGACUCCUACGUGGCCAUCAUCAACAAGUCCAUCCGCGACCUCAUGCCAAAGACCAUCAUGCACCUCAUGAUCAACAACACGAAGGCCUUCAUCCACCAUGAGCUGCUGGCCUACCUAUACUCAUCGGCAGACCAGACCAGCCUCAUGGAGGAGUCAGCUGAGCAGGCCCAGCGGCGAGACGACAUGCUGCGCAUGUACCACGCACUGAAGGAAGCGCUCAACAUAAUAGGGGACAUCAGCACCAGCACUGUGUCCACACCUGUGCCUCCACCCGUUGAUGACACCUGGCUCCAGAGCACCAGCAACCACAGCCCCAUUCCGCAGCGGCGACCUGUGUCCAGCGUGCACCCCCCAGGAAGGCCCCCAGCAGUGAGGGGCCCCACUCCAGGGCCUCCCCUGAUGCCUGUGCCGGUGGGGCCAGCAGCCUCCUUCUCAGCGCCUCCCAUCCCAUCCCGGCCCAUACCCCAGAGCGUGUUUGCCAAUAAUGACCCCUUCAUGGCCCCGCCUCAGAUCCCGUCUCGGCCCGCUCGGAUUCCACCCGGCAUCCCCCCUGGAGUGCCCAGCAGAAGACCCCCGGCUGCGCCCAGCCGGCCCACCAUUAUCCGCCCAGCCGAGCCUUCCCUGCUCGACUAGGCUGCAGGGGCAUUUUCUCGAGGGCUCCCUGUGCACCCUCAGUGCAGGAGCUUUGUUGAUCUGGGCCCCUCUGCCGCCCCUGGCCCUCUCAUCCCCAUGCCAGGCCCAGGCUCCCUGAGUCUUUCCUAACCCUGGCCUGGCCGGAGGCGGGCCUGGCCCCUCUCCCCAGCUGGACAUAGCACUGAGGGGCCCUGGAUCCUCAGCAUGGGGGGAACUUGGGUGUUGCACUUUGGGGGAUGAGGCCUGAGGUAGCAGAGGAGGAAACUGGACCCUGAGCACCAUCUUGAACAAGGGAUCCCGGCUGGUAUAACAGGGACUCACCCAGGGGCUUCUCAGGCCUAGAAAGCCUGAGUAGACCAGGCCUUCUGGAAUCUGGGCACCAAAGGCGCCUGUACGCUUAGUCCUUGCUGGGGUGCAAGGAGUGUGUCCACUUCUCAGCAGUGGGAGCUCCUGGUGGCAAGACAGGAGCCGGUCCAGUGCUGCCCGCCCUGCCCACGUUGUACAUAUUCCUUUCUUGGCCGUAUUAACUGCACGGCCCAGCCUUGGCUGCCAGAGGUGCCUUUGCCAGGUCUGGAACCCUCAGCUCCGCUGGCCUCGCUCUCUUCCCCUCCCUCCACCCCCCCUCCUCCUCCUGGGUCCCCAGAGUGGCCUGGGUUGAGGGCUGAGUGGGUUGGGAGGCUUUGGGAGCCCCUUGGCUCCUACCCUGGCCUCCUACAUGGGGCGGGCCCCAGGUGGCCACUCUCUGAGCAGACCUCGUUCACUGUUCGCUCGGGUUGACCACUGUAAGUGCCUGCACUCUGUAUCCUAUUAAUAAACUAAAAUAAAGGGAAGAAGCUUCUGGUG